CGUUCAUGUCGUCCGGUGUCAGAGGUCGCUUCCCCUGCCGGCUUUCAUUCGCUCGUCUCUCUUUCUGAAUCCAGCAGCGAUGGCGGAGCAGCAGCAGUUCUACCUCUUACUGAGCAACCUGAUGAACCCUGACAACACCGUCAGGAAGCAAUCCGAGGAAACGUAUGACACCAUCCCCGGUCAGACGAAGAUCUCAUUUUUACUGCAGGCUAUCCGUGAUGCGUCCGCUGCCGAGGAGGUUAAGCAGAUGGCAGCCGUGCUGCUGCGGCGCCUGCUGUCCUCGUCUUUCGAGGAGGUCUAUCCCAGCCUGGCCAUCGACGUGCAGACGGCCAUCAGGACAGAGCUGCUCGCUGGAAUCCAGUCCGAAGGCUCCUCCAACAUCCGCAAGAAGGUCUGCGAUAUCGCCGCGGAGCUCUCUCGCAAUCUCAUCGAUGAUGACGGCAACAAUCAGUGGCCAGAAAUCCUCAAGUUCCUGUUUGAUUCGGUGAAUUCUCAAGACGUCAGCCUCCGAGAAGCAGCGCUGCACAUUUUCUGGAACUUCCCAGGUAUCUUUGGCAAUCAGCAGCAGCAUUACAUGGAAGUGAUCAAGCGCAUGUUGGUUCAGUGUAUGCAGGAUCAGGAAAACCCACAGAUUCGAACCCUGGCUGCGCGUGCGGCUGCGUCCUUCGUCCUGUCCAAUGAGAGCAACACAGCUUUGCUGAAACACUUUUCAGACCUUCUUCCCGGCAUCCUACAGGCAGUGAAUGAAUCCUGUUACCGUGGUGACGACUCUGUGCUGAAGUCAUUGGUGGAGAUUGCAGACACGGCCCCCAAAUACCUAAGACCAAACCUGGAAGCCACUCUCCAGCUGAGCCUAAAGUUGUGCGCAGACACCAACCUUACAAACAUGCAGCGGCAGCUGGCGCUGGAAGUCAUCGUCACACUGUCUGAAACCGCUGCUGCAAUGCUGAGAAAACACACCAACAUCGUUGCUCAGAGCGUACCUCAGAUGUUGAGUAUGAUGGUGGAUCUGGAGGAGGAUGAGGAGUGGGCCAUGGCUGAUGAACUAGAAGAUGAUGAUUUUGACAGUUGUCCCCUUAAAGUAUUGUUUUCUCAUUGCUCUCUGUAUCUGCAGGUGAUCUCGGCGCUCUUGCAGACCAUGGAGGACCAGUCGAACCCUCGCGUCCAGGCCCACGCCGCCGCUGCGCUCAUUAACUUCACCGAGGACUGUCCCAAAACCCUGCUCAUCCCCUAUCUGGACAGCCUCGUCCAGCACCUGCACGUCAUCAUGGUGGCCAAACUCCAGGAGCUGAUCCAGAAAGGCACUAAACUGGUGCUAGAGCAGGUUGUGACGUCCAUCGCCUCAGUGGCUGAUACUGCAGAGGAGAAGUUUGUGCCGUACUAUGAUCUGUUCAUGCCCUCCCUCAAACACAUCGUGGAGAACGCCGUUCAGAAGGAGCUUCGCCUGCUCCGAGGAAAGACCAUCGAGUGCAUCAGCCUCAUCGGCCUGGCUGUGGGCAAAGAGAAGUUCAUGCCGGAUGCUUCAGCUGUGAUGCAGCUCCUUCUGAAGACACAGACUGAUUUCAAUGAUCUGGAGGAUGAUGAUCCACAGAUCUCCUACAUGAUCUCGGCCUGGGCGCGCAUGUGUAAGAUCCUGGGCAAGGAGUUCCAGCAGUACCUGCCUGUGGUGAUGGGCCCGCUGAUGAAGACGGCCUCCAUCAAACCUGAAGUGGCCCUGCUUGAUACUCAGGACAUGGAGAACAUGUCUGAAGAUGAUGGUUGGGAGUUUGUGAAUCUCGGAGACCAGCAGAGUUUUGGCAUAAAGACUGCAGGACUGGAGGAGAAAGCAACUGCGUGCCAGAUGCUGGUGUGCUAUGCUAAAGAGCUGAAGGAAGGGUUCGUCGAGUACACGGAGCAAGUCGUCAAGCUGAUGGUUCCUCUGCUGAAGUUCUACUUCCAUGAUGGUGUGCGUGUGGCGGCGGCCGAGUCCAUGCCUCUCCUGCUGGAGUGCGCUCGCGUCCGAGGCCCAGAAUACCUCACGCAGAUGUGGCACUUCAUGUGUGACGCCCUCAUCAAAUCCAUCGGCACCGAACCAGACUCGGACGUGCUGUCAGAAAUCAUGCACUCGUUUGCCAAGUGCAUCGAGCUGAUGGGAGACGGAUGCUUGAACAACGAGCACUUUGAGGAGCUGGGUGGCAUUAUGAAAGGCAAACUAGAGGAGCACUUUAAAAACCAGGAGGUCAGACAAGCCAAACGACAAGAUGAAGACUAUGAUGAGCAGGUUGAGGAGACGUUACAAGACGAGGAUGACAAUGACGUCUACAUCCUGACCAAGGUUUCGGACAUCCUGCACUCCAUCUUUAGCAGCUACAGAGAGAAGGUUCUCCCGUGGUUCGAGCAGCUGCUGCAGCUCAUCGUCAGUCUGAUCUGUCCUCACAGACCUUGGGCGGACAGACAGUGGGGUCUGUGCAUAUUCGAUGACAUCAUUGAGCACUGCAGCCCAUCUUCCUUCAAAUACGCCGAGUACUUCCUGCGGCCCAUGAUGCAGGCGCUGUGUGACACCAGUCCGGAGGUGCGACAGGCGGCUGCGUACGGCGUCGGAGUCAUGGCUCAGUUUGGAGGAGAAAGCUACAGGCCUGCUUUCACAGAGGCCGUCCCGCUUCUUGUGGGUGUGAUCCAGUCUCCAGACUCCAGAGCUAAAGAAAACGCCAACGCCACGGAGAACUGCAUCUCUGCUGUGGCCAAAGUCAUGAAGUACCGCCCAGAGUGCGUCAGCGUCAACGAGAUCCUCCCUCACUGGCUGUCCUGGCUGCCACUCAACGAGGAUAAAGAGGAAGCUGUCCACACCUUCAACUAUCUCUGUGACCUCAUCGAAAGUAACAAUCCCAUCGUUCUUGGACCUGAUAAUACGAACCUUCCCAAGAUUUUCAUCAUCAUCGCUGACGGUGUUGUGAAUGAAUCGAUUAAAGGUGAAGACGGUUGCAGCAAACGAUUGGCCAACGUGAUUCGUCAAGUACAAGUUUCUGGAGGACUCUGGACGCAGUGUGUAUCGGCGCUCAACGAGACGCAGCAGAAGGCCAUCCAGGACCUCCUGAACACGGCCUGAGUGAACGAGCGAAGCCUUAACCCUGUAAAACAGCCCAUCGAUUAAGGAUUAAAAAAUUUGCACCUGGAAUUCCACAU
This is a messenger RNA of Sinocyclocheilus rhinocerous, 3162 nucleotides long. Its product is annotated as importin-5-like. Bases 80 to 3085 code for a protein of 1001 amino acids. The transcript is spliced from 23 exons. The record is from RefSeq and is a predicted model, not a curated record. NCBI's taxonomy places the organism in Eukaryota, Metazoa, Chordata, Actinopteri, Cypriniformes, Cyprinidae. Gene Ontology annotation, biological process: protein import into nucleus.